This is a messenger RNA of Cladocopium goreaui, 1029 nucleotides long. Lineage: Eukaryota; Dinophyceae; Suessiales; Symbiodiniaceae. The record is from the annotation of a GenBank genome assembly.
GUUUGAGGUCUUGGUUCUAAGUAGCAUCCCAGUGGACUAUUCCAGUCAGCAACAUUCCAGGUGGAGCUCAGGUUGGCAAGACUGGGAAACUGCAGCCCAGCACCUGGCCAGGGUACCGCUGACCCUGACCUUUGCUUUCCUCACUGUCCUGUUUGGCCAAAAUUCGACCAAAAAUGCCACAAGCAGCACUGCAAGAAGCAACAGGCCUCUUCCUCUGAAGCAUGGCUGCAGCACAGGUGCAAGAAGUGAAGUUGCAAAAAGUCACAGUGGCUUGAUGGUGGGAAAAGCCGUGGAGGCUGGAGAUCAGUGGAGCGGCCCCUCGGGACCCGAUGUUGCCACGGCCAAUAGGAAGUUGUCAGCUGAGGAGGUUUGGCGACUGCAAGGGAGAUCCGGAGUAGACUUCAAGCAGCCGCCGCUGGUAGGAGGAUUUGUGCUUUGGAGGAUGGCUGAGGAGAAUCACAAGGCAGGAAUGUGCAGAGAUGAGGAAGGCCCGAAGGCCCUAGCCCCGGUGUUGCUAUGGCUUAAGCGUUGGAAGAGAGGUGAGCUUCCAAGGAAUGAGCCGUGGAGAGCAGGAGGCACUGAGGAGCCUAGUACAGUCUGCCGAUGGGUGGAGGCGUGGUGGCUGGAGUGUCUCGGAGAAGAUGGAGAGGACGACAGCAUCACCCGGAGAGCCGGAGGGCGCAGGAGAAAGACUGCAGAGGAGGUCAUUGCAUCCGUAGCAAAGGCUGGCUGCAAGCGGAAUGAGCUAUGCAGUAUCGUGCAGUGGUCCUGCGCUCAAGCUGAAGGCAAAGCCUUAGCAGUGCAGUUGGAGGAGAAGGAGCCGAGACCCUUCGACGGUGUGGUCGCCCAUGGAGUGGAGGAAUGGGUCGACGAACACUUGGGAGGGGACAAAGCGAUCAGCACGGAAAAGGCCUACGUUUCGUCAUGGGCAAAAUGGAAGGCGUGGGCUAGGCAGGCAUUGUUUGCAAUCAAGGAUGCACACAAGAAAGCGGGUGCAGGGGACCCCACAUCGAACAUGCACAGGGUGUG